Messenger RNA from Juglans regia (Persian walnut), 2542 nucleotides. RefSeq lists its product as uncharacterized. Bases 553 to 978 code for a protein of 141 amino acids. NCBI's taxonomy places the organism in Eukaryota, Viridiplantae, Streptophyta, Magnoliopsida, Fagales, Juglandaceae. The record is from RefSeq and is a predicted model, not a curated record. The transcript has 2 exons.
ACCCAUGUCUACAUGUGCAAAUGAAUGUAAAUAGAAAAGAAGGAAAACGGUCAAUAUAUAUAAUUUUGGGACUGUUAGUUCCUUUGCAAAUUUACAAUCAUAUUAGAACAGAGAAGAGAAAAGUUGGGACCAAAAGUUUUACCAAAAAAUUUACCUUUGCAUCCUCUAUACAGGCACUUCAACAAAAUGGUAUGUAAAAAUACUAUAUUUCUAUCUUUAAUAAUAUGUGAAAUUAGAUUAGUUCACCCCAAAAAUAGAGCUAAACUGGGGUUAAUAAACUGAGUUGAUGGAUUUUGCUGAACAUAAGAAUAAUAUGUAAUGAAAUAGUUGCUGCCAAUAAAGUGCAAAUUUAACAGUUUAUAGGUCACCUGCAUGGAACCAACAGCACUCAGUACAUUUUCUCUUCUACAACCACAAAACAAACAGGGUAUACCAGUUUCCAUUAAGAUAAAAUGGUAUGCAGUUAUCCAGCAUGGCUUAAUGGUAACUAUAUCACUGUUUAGAUAGUAUUAGAUUUGAUAAAAGGUUAUCAGAAAUUGAUAUGUGUUGAGUAUGGACGUAACUAUAUCAUUGUUUAUAUUGCAGAAAAGAUCAAAUCAAAACAAGGCUAAUAGGAAAAAGCAGCGUGUGAACCACACCGCAGGCAGAAAGUCUUUUCUGUGGUUAAUGCAAGAGAUGAAUACGAUGUGUGAGAAAUUAGAUAUGAUACAGUCUGAGGAGCAUACAGAUGAGGCUGCAAAUAUAAUAUUCAAAGAUGUGCUAGGACAUAGGUCUGGUUAUACAAGAGGACUUGGUGGUUCAGUUAUACCCGAGACUAGACCAUCAGCUAUGUCGGCACAAUUUAAGCACCUAGCCCAAGAAAAUGAGAAGCAUAAACAUGAGGCAUUGAUGUACAAGACCGAGUUGGAUGAGCUGAAAAGGGAUGUAAGACAAUUAUUGGUUUGGCAAAUGUCCUAUGACCAGAGGAUGAAUGACUAAACAUCUCAAAGAGUGUCUAAUAUAGACACUCAAGGAGAUCUUUAGCUGGAUGGGUUUCUAAACUGGGAGUUUUUUGAAAUUUUGUUAAGUAUUCAUCACUUUUGGUGGCAGUUACAUAUUUUGUUACAUAGUUGUCAAGGGAAAAGGGUGCAGGUUUUUGAAGUUUGUUGCAAAAUGGCAUCACAGCAAGUCAUGAUGUGAUUUGGCGCAAAAUGGUGCUGUCUCUAUUUUGUUAAAGGUUUGUCUAACACUAUGUAAGUAUGAUUUAAAACCCCUUCCAACUGCAUGUCUUGUCUGCAGUGGUUAAGAGAGUUUAAUAGGUAAAAAGAAAAUUCUCUUUAGGCAUUUCUGUAAUAGAGUAUAGGUGAUGGAUAUAUGUAAACUAUGCAUGUAAUUGUUUUGACUAUGGAAUUUGGAGAAAAUUAAUUGGUGUGAUCAGAAUGCAUGAUUUUUCCAUAUCUUCUACGGGAUGCAUUUCUUAGCUUUGAUAGGAGUCUAGUUCUUCCACUUUUUUUCUGAUUUUUAAAAAGAAUUUUUGUUAGUUCAGUAGAAAUUAGUACACUGACUCUUAAUGAAUUUACUUGAUAAAAAUAAAACAAUCUUCUCUAGAAGGCACUUAUAUCAAAAGUUAAAACUAGAUGCAGUUUAAUACUUUCAUAUUGCACAUUUUCCAUUUUCUUACAUUUCUUGAUGCUUGUAUAUUAUUCUCUUUUUCCAAGAUACUGUGAUGGCAAGUAAAAGUAGUAAGACAAGGUUACAUUAUAUUUCUGAUAUUAAAACCUGCACCUUGAGAAAAUAUAGCUUACUAGGUAAAAAUAAACUUUUAUCUAUGUAUUUCUGUAAUGGAGUAUAGGUGGAUAUAUUAUUUAUGUUCAAUAAGAAUGUUGAAUGACGUCAUGUAGGCUCUACACUUGUUUUCACACUCAAAAUUUUCAUCUAUGUAAUAUGCAGGUAGCUGUGGGCCAGGUUGAUAUGAGCUCAGUUGUAAUUUUUUGAUGCACCAAUGUGCCUGCCUACAGGAUGCUAUAUGCUUGACUUCACUCCCAGGUUUAAAUGUAUAGCCAUAUUUUAGACAAGACCAAUGAGUGGCACAUGGAAUUUAUGUGUUUAGUGGAAGUAUGUAUGUAGGAAUUUAAGCUUGAUUUUGCAUGACAUUUAAUCAUUGCAUGCCUGCUAUAACGUAUGAUUAUACAACUUGUAAAUGAGAUGUUAAUUAUUCAAGCUUGUAUGAAAACUGGAUGGCAAUAUUGUACAUGGAAAUGCAAGUAAAAUAUAUGGUGUUUAAUUUUGCCAAACAUGUAAAUUUCCUACAUUACAUCUAAACCAAAAAGUCCUAAAACACAGGCAAAUUAAUUCAAACAAAAAAAUGACAGGAAAUUGAUACAAGCUACAGGGCUGUCCAAUUUGCUUAGUGGAAAUAAGGCAAAAUUUUUUUACAAGGUUCAAUUGAUACAAUAUUGUAAAAAUGGGUUGAUUGGGAAAUCAUGUGUAAAUUGUACAGAUCAUCUGGCCUGCAUUCUCUAGAUUUAUUGUAAGAAAUGUAUACGGGCGUGACAGUUGAGAU